AAACUUAACACAUUUUAUAUAUUGCUUACUAAUUUAUAAAAAUUGAAUUUGAAAUUCGUUAUAAAGACUUGAUAAUAUCUACAGGUUAAAUGAGUACAGUGCUGCCAUUGACUAGUGCAAUACCAUUGUACGACAUGGCCGUCUUCAUGAUAAACAUCUGUAAAUUUAAUGGCUGUGGCAUAACAUUUCCAAGAUUAGCGGACUUAAUUGAACACAUCGAAGAUGUCCAUAUCGAUUAUGAUCCAGCUGUAAUAGAACAGAAAGAAGCUUCACAACCAGCAUGUAUCCCGCUAAGUUAUGUCCUAAAGUUUAUCUCGGAGGCUUCGAAGCGGGAAAACCAGAACACAGCGCCCGCUCCCGAUGUCCGCCGCCGCCUCCUGUCUGCACCCAAGACUCCUUCAGUCCGCAGCAGCACCCCCACUGGAAGCGAGAUGGAUGAAGACGAGCUGGUUAGUCCAUCUGAAGACAGCAAUGACUCGUGGACGACGGCCGAAGAGUACAGCUCAGAGUUCAUACUGCGCUAUGGAGUUAAGAUGAACGCUAGCGCGUCGUCCGGGGCCCUGGGUCCCGCUGCACAGGAGAAACCGUUUGCCUGUCCGGUGCCCGGAUGCAAGAAGAGAUACAAGAACGUGAACGGAAUCAAGUAUCAUUCCAAGAAUGGACACAAAAAGGAUGGCAAGGUAAAAAAGGGCUACAGAUGCCCAUGCGGCAAAAGCUACAAAACGGCGCAAGGGCUUAAGAGUCACUCGAUCACCCAGCACAUCGCGUCCAGUCAGCCGUCGACAUCCGAACACAAGCUGCACGCGGCCAAGAUGACGGGGCUCGUGGUGACCAGCUCGCCGGCUCAGUCCAGGACUCUGAACCUGCUAGAUGCAGUGGACGGGAACAAGCUGGUGCGUAUCUACGACUCGCUGAAGGGGUCACUGCCCAAGCCUGCGGCGGUGAGCGUGGCCCCGGGGUCCGGCGUGCUGGCGACGAGCGUGGGGCUGCUGGGCGCGGCCGGCGCCGACAAGCUGCGCCUGGAGCGCGCGCCCAAGGUGUCGGCGCCGGCCGGCCACGCCGCGCACGUGGCGUCCGUGGCCUGGCCGGUGUACGGAGCCGACGCGCCCCACUGAGCCCGCUCGCCUCCACUCAACGAAUUUAAGUCACUAGUAUAGUAUACAUGCAGUUCCUAAAAAAAGUGAAAAAAAAGUAAUUUAUUUACUGUCGUCAUAUGAAGGUGUUUACCUAUGUGUAUAUCGUUGAUUGUGCUUGUGCAUGCUUUUAAUUUAUAUCAUAUUUUGCACAAAUACUACCCAUCGCACCUUCGUCUACAGAGGUAGAAUAAUUGUUUCUCAAAGAGAUAGGAGAGUUAUAUUUAUUUGUUUUUGUUUGUUUGUUUGAGAUUUUAUGUUGAUUAGUGAGUAUUUAUAAGUUAUUGGAACGCUAAUUUUUUUAUUCGUUUCGAUUACAAGGAGAUGCGGUGGAGAGCUAAAUAUUAUUUGAUUUUGUUUGUUGAUCAAACAGAUUUUGUGUUUAGCAGAAGUAGGUGUUACCAGCUUGUAUAUUGACUACAUAUGACGUCUUGGUAAACAAUGUUGGUCCCCGUAGUAAGCUGCGACGGCUGUGUGACCUGCCGUACGUGUCGUACGACAGGUUGUACAAAUACAAUGUGUGAUGUACUGGUCAAGUGUAUGGAGAGCGUUUUAUGUUAAUGUAAGUGUCCCCGCUCGAUUAUUACCUAUAUAAAAUUUUCUGUGAUCUCUAGCGUCGGGGAUUAUGAUGAUUGUGUGUGCUGUAACUUCACGUGAUGUCGUACGACAUGUGUUACAUCGUACGACAUACCUUCGUAUCUCUUUGUGCCAUUAUUUCUAACAUGUGUACUUAAUCGUAUAUUUCACGCGAAACGCUUUACGUUCAUAAUGGUUUAAAUAAGAUUUCACAAUGUUAGAUUUUUUAAAUUAAGAUAAAAAGAAAACAAAGAAAAAAUAGCGUUCACUUAAGUAUCUUUUUGGAAUUAGAAUAAAAGUCAUACUCGUAAAUGUGAUAUGGUAUUUAUAAAAAAAGUAAAAAAAAAUGCUUAUAAGCGUCACGUAUUUAAAAUACCUAGUUUUUAAGGCUGGCAAAGUUUGUUUGUUCUUGAUAAUAUGAUAAAUGCGCUAAAUGUGUAGGUUUUGGUGCCUUUUUUAUUUAUUCUUGGUUUUGCAGUGCAAGUACUGAUCAUAGUUAUUUUGGAACUUAGUAUAGAGGUAGUUUUGUGGCGAAAUAACUGUUUGAUACAGAAAAAUAACUGUUUCAUGUUAACAGGUAUACAGUACCUAGGUACUUUAGAACUGUCGGUUCACAAAAGGAGCUUAUAUAAUAUGUAGACGAACUUUGCUACGAUUACGUACCCACAGAUAUUUAUUUUGCAUAACUAUUAAUACGUAAACAUUGUAAUAACCGCUUUAAUAUGUUCCUAACAUAGAAAAACUGACUAUAAAAUUAUAAAUAUGACAUUUUUAAAAUUAUUAAGUAUAUUAUAGGCUGUUACACAAAUUAAAAGUACGUCAUUCGUAGCAAAUGUUCUAAAAACAUUUAGUUAGGAACUAUCAAAAUAUAUCCUUUCGAAAUAUUGAAAUAAAUGGCUGGAUAGUGUUAGGCAAAAAAAGGUUGAGGUGCUACCAAAAUAGUGAUUUGGCGUAAACUGUGAAUGAUGUUAAAUUAUAGUGUAUAUGUAUGUAUGUAUGAUUGUAUGUAUAACAGUUCCAAAGCGAAAUUAUAAUUAUCUAAAGAUUAUAAGAUUAGUAUGGUCACGGUGCUUAACGGGUAAAAAGUGUGAUAUUUGGAUUAUAAAGUAUGUUAGUGCGACUACCAAAGAAACGACAUUUUAACUAAAACUACUAUGGCUAUUUUUCGUAUAUUUUAACUCAAAUACUGAAAUGGUUCUCAAUUUUAAGUUGCUCUUUAAUAUCAUGCUAUUUGUUCAUUAGUACUACAUUUGUAGUAGUUUUAUAGUCAUUAGGUACUCCAGUACCUAUUAAGUUUACUCACGUAACUUUUCGAGGAUGCUCGACUACUUUCGAACCAAAACCGGGGCUCAUAAUUAUGAACAAAAAUCCUCGUGUCAUCGUAAUAUAAAAAUAGUGUUAUAGUUAUCUGUAAAUUGAGUAUGUUUCAGUGUUUGGGCGUAUUUCACAACUUUGUCUUAUGGACGAACGAUACGAUAAUGCUGUUUUUGAAAAAUGAUACGUUUUAAAAAUAUAUUCUUUUGUUUGUUGUGCCUUACUGGGUUGUCCCUAUGUUUUAUUUGUUAUUUAAGUGCAUUGUGCAGGGUGGAUGGGACAAGGAAGGUGAAUUGAAAUCUUUGUUUCAUUACAUUACAAAUUUUUAAAAUUAAAACUGUUAAAAAGUGUUUUUUUCUAAAGCCAGAGCCUGUGUGAAUAUGUUGCGUAUAGGCAGACGUGUAUCAUCGUAGGCUGCAGCAUUGCUUACCACCAGGCGAGAUAGUGGACAUACGGCGCCCCAACAAAAAUAAUAAAUGAAUAAAUUUUGUUUUUUAAUUUUGUAAAGAUAAUUAAAGGGAGUGUAAGGGAUACCAAUUUAAAGAAACAACUACUAAAACAAAAUGUAUUGAAGCCAAGAUUUCAGUAGGCCUUUUAGAACCCUUCCUUAAAAUUAUAGAUUAAAAAUGUCGUAUUCAAUUGAGGGUGUUCAAAGAAAGAGUGGGUUUUGGAAACUGAAUGCGACUGAUGAAAAUAGUACGGAACUUAUAUUUCAGAAGAUAUUUUAAAAUUGCUACUUAGAGCGACAGUCUUCAAGCAUUUAGUGAAGAAACCCACAAUUUCGUCUUAAUUAAAUUUUAACUGUGCACAUGAAUGUAUAAGAUUCAUUUUACCUUGCCAUGAAAACAAAUUUCAGCAUUCGUUCUGUGGCAAUGUAAAUUGAGCUUUAAUGUUUAGGCGACUAGGUCUACAUUAACAUAGCCUAUGUUUAUCGAAGUGCCGGUCGCUUAAACAUUAAAAAAAGAAAUGAUAAAUGUGAUCUAAAUGACUGGGGAUGAAGGCUGCAAAUUAAAAGGUUCGCGAUAUAAUUAAAAAAUAUAAACAACGCACCCGCCAUCUUGCGGGAGUUUGGAGUACUAACACGUCGGUUACAUUCAAAUUAUUGUAUUGCUAUUCGCUAAGUUUAAUGAAUUAACACGAUGAGAUGGGAAUUUGAACUUUAACAUUUUAAAAUAACGUUCUAUUCUCAAUGGCAAUUAGUUUUGCAUGUAAAUGGAAAAAGUCACAUCGGCGAUUAGAUUCUUUAUUGUUACUGGAAAAUCAACUUAGUAUCUAAUACGAUAUAGAUCAUUUCUAGUUGACAAUAAAAGUUCUGUCUCCUCUCAUCGGAUUUACUUUAGUAUGUAUAAUGCCAUUGUAUGAGGCAAUUAUUAAAAUGACGUGUAGGGGGAGCAAAGUAUCUCAUGAGUGUUACAGUUGUACUAUUCGAAUCGUUCAUUUACAUUGUAGAUGAUUUUGUUUUUUUUUUGGAAUCCAUUACUACACUUUUUUUUUUUUAAAUGGCCGAGAUAUUUCAUGGUCGCUUUUGGUCUAUAAUAUAAAAAUGUUAGUGGGUUUAUUACACUGUUAUUUAGUGAUUUUAAAUACCAUUUUUAACGCAGUUUGCUUAUUCAAUUUGUUUUAAAAGUACGCAAGUGUGCCCAGAGCGUUAAAAGUAUCAACAAAAUUUGAUCAAUGAUUUGUGAAUGCAAAUCGGUCAAACAACAAAAAAUGUUUUUUUUUAUUCCUAUAGAUAACAAAAUGUUAAAUGAAAAAGACAGAAAUAAAGAAAUCUCGGCCAUAUUAACAUAACAUAAAUAAUUUAAUAAAUACCCAAAAAUAUGACAUGAAUCAAUUCCAUAGAUGUGACGUAGUUUUAACGUGUUUAAUGUAUUAAUUUAUUAUAGUAACAUUAAAUUUUUGUAACGGGUAACCCCGUAUUCGAUUUGCUUAGAAACUGACGCUGGCUUCAAAAUUAGCUGUCUGUCUGUUUGUCUAUAGCAUUCGAUGUAACAUUACUUUAUGUAACCAAAGUAUAUUUUGAUAUUACUCUAGACAUGUGAACAAACCUUAUUCUAAUCAAUUUUGAGUUCUACACCUCUAAAAUAAGAGUUAUUUUAAUUUAACAGCAUCUUAGAACAAAUAUAAGAAUAAUUUAUUUAAAAAAAUAUCUAAGAAUUUGCAAAAUUUUGGUGCAGUUACCAUCGCUCUUAUUUUUAAUAGCAAUAAAAGUCAAAAUUGACUAACAGGAUUGUCAGUAAGGUUGGUUUAAGUAUGUUUUUAGUUGCAUCAAAGUGAAAAAUAUAUAAAUUAGUUAUGCACAGUAGAUCUAGCGUAUUGUAAACGCAAUUUUAUUGUAAUGUGGAUUUAUUUUACCGUCGGUAUAUGCUCAGUUUAAUAUUAAUAUGGUAUCGUCUUAUUAUAGUUUGAAAGAACAUUGUUAGUCAUGUUUAAUUUAAGACUGAUAGUUCGAUUAUAGAUUUAUCUCCUUAAUUUAUUUUGUGUGCAUACGUAGAAAGACAUUUUUUACUGUGAAGAGGGUUUCAGUGUAUAUGAAAGAAAUGUAAAAGUUAACAAAUGUAAAUGUAAAAUGGAAAUAUGCAGACUGUUUAUAGUACGUUUGACUAUUCAAUUGUACCCUUAGUAUUAGUUUGCUUUACGUUAAACGAAAACGAAACGAAUUCAGUGGUCUGAUUGGCCGGUACGGACGAAACGACCAAUCAUGGCGCCGAACGCGCUCUAUUUCGAUCUCGUUAAUCGUAAAAUAAACUCGUAAUAAGCCCUCUGAUAUUAAUUGACGUUCUUUACUUUUUUUUGACAGGAUUUGAGGAUUGGUUCUAAUUAAAAAUUAUUAGAAUAUCUAAAGAUCGUUAAACAGUCUGCAUAGUUCUUUAUAUACAAUGAGGCAUCCAAUGUCUCGUAUUGAAAUGUUAUAUAUAAAAUGUGUCUAGUCUCCAAGAGUAAAAGUCGAUUGAGAUCUGUGUAUGUCAAUUAGAAAAGGAAAAGAAAUGACCAAUUUUAAAGUUGUUGAUUAGGAUGGAUAAAAUUUGGAGGAGUUUUGUAAUACGUUUGGUAGGUACACAGAGAGACGCGUGUCGAUGAUUUAUCCUCAAUGUGAUUAAUUAUUGUUUGACAGCUCAAGAAGUUUUCCAUUCAAUUUAAUACAUUUGAUUUUUUUUUUAAUAAUUAUCCGUUAAUGGUUGUGAAUAAUAUAAAAUAUUUGGUCGGUGAAGUCAUAUGCCUGUGAAAUCAGCAGCGGCACUGUGUAACCCUAGCCUUAGUAUAAUCCAGUGAUUGGACAUUGGCCUUAUUUUUAUCGCGCAAGCUUCAAUUAUUUCUGCUUGUCAUAAAAAGCUUAAAUAUUUGAUAGUGCUGCUCGUAAAUCGAUCACUUAAGAUAGUGCGGUGUCGCUGCGUAUCGAGUAUCGAUGUUUUCCACUCUAUUUGGCUGUAUGAGUGUCGCUUUUGUAAUUGUAUUCGUGUAAAAGCUGACAUAGACAUAGAGCACUGACUGUCACCGAUUAAAAAAGAAAAUAAAUAAUAUAACCCUUUGCAAUUAAUUGAUUCCAAGUUUGUAGUGAUCCGUUGUCAUGUCUCCAAAGCUUUUUGUAAGUUUAAUGUCUGUAUAACUAUUUAAAACAUUAUAUUCAAGUUAUAUAAAAGUCAAAAGGUUGAAUAUCAUUCAGAUAUCAACAUAAGUAAUAUCUUUUUUGUAUCGACUUGGAGAUGUAAGUCUGUUAUAUACCAAAAGUACUUUCCUACACGCUUCCCAUGAAAUAUGUAAUUCUGUAACUGUACUAAAUAGUGCGCAAUGUCAUGUAACACAUGACUUCUUCCAUCGUCUUGAUAAUAAAACCAAACAGCAACCAUAUAAA
Spodoptera frugiperda (fall armyworm) is the source of this 6876-nucleotide messenger RNA. RefSeq names its product juxtaposed with another zinc finger protein 1. The transcript is spliced from 5 exons. Bases 90 to 1115 code for a protein of 341 amino acids. The record is from RefSeq and is a predicted model, not a curated record. NCBI's taxonomy places the organism in Eukaryota, Metazoa, Arthropoda, Insecta, Lepidoptera, Noctuidae. Gene Ontology annotation, cellular component: nucleus.